This is a messenger RNA of Megalops cyprinoides (Indo-Pacific tarpon), 1287 nucleotides long. RefSeq names its product RASD family member 3 (gene rasd3). Lineage: Eukaryota; Metazoa; Chordata; Actinopteri; Elopiformes; Megalopidae. The record is from RefSeq and is a predicted model, not a curated record. Gene Ontology annotation, molecular function: GTPase activity; GTP binding. The coding region runs from base 162 to 800 and encodes 212 amino acids. The transcript has a single exon.
GAGUCUUGGAAAUCAGAGUCUUGCCUGCAGCUUAGAGAGCAGCUCGUUCACGCACGUUAUCUUUGCUGACAAAAAUUGACUACGCGUUGUAUAGAGCCUCAUCGAAGGGGAAAGAAGAUCUUGUCUUCCUAUAUCAGAGGCAAAUCCUAAUUUCCAAAGCCAUGUCAUCUCUGGCAGUGAAAGAGAAGACCACAGUGCGCCUGGUGUUCUUUGGCGCGGCAGGGGUUGGCAAGACCGCGUUGAUCCUGCGGUUUCUGCAAGACCGGUUUGAACACAAGUAUAAACGCACAGUUGAGGAGCUGCACAGCAUCGAAUAUGAAAUUGAUGGUGCAAAAAUUCGCAUCGAGAUUAUGGACACGAGCGGCAGCUAUUCUUUUCCGGCCAUGCGAAAACUAUGCAUCCGCAAUAGUGACGCUUUCGCCUUGGUCUACUCCAUAGAUGAUCCGGAAUCCUUCGAGGAGGUGCAGAGGUUGCGAGAGGAGAUUCUGGAACUGAAGGGCGACAAGUUUACUCCCAUCACAGUGGUGGGUAAUAAAGUGGACUUGGAGAAUCAGCGCCUGGUGUCCACCGGCGAGAUCAUGUCAACUGUUGAGCUGGAUUGGAACGCCAGCUUUGUGGAGGCGUCCGCCAAGACCAGCGAGAACGUGAUGGGGGUGUUCAAGGAGCUCCUGCAGCAAGUCAACCUGCCCAGCCGCCUAAGCCCUGCGCUGCGAAGGCGUAGAGAGACCAUCCCCAAAGACAACGCUGGAGUGCGAAGAAAGCCGCCAAUGAAAAAAACGAAUAGCUGCAUUCUCUCGUAAUUACACUAACGCGUUUAGUUACAUGUAGUCUAUAUCUCCGCAUCAUUGUUACGGGCAGCCUGCUUCCACUUCUCAUUCACGUGAGUUUGAAGCAACAGGAUUCCUGGUGAAAUGGUAGACGGCGCUAUCUGGAGACAGAAGAGAUUCCUAGUGCCGACGACAGAGCUGUUACGCCUAAUGCCGGAAUUGGCCACUGAAAUGAACUUUGGACUGGCGAAUGUUUAUAAGUCUAUAGCAGCAGUGGACGUCAUGCUCUCCAAGAAAUAGAGAGGACAGUAAAAGUACGUUUUUCUUUUAACUCCAAAUUGGAGAAUUCUUUAACUCCUCAAUGAGAAGUUAUACUCUGAGAUACAGUGCAUUAUUAGACGUUGAUUCGUGUCCAUACGUCAUGAGUAGAAUAAUUGUGAGGGUAAGACUAUGUAGCCUGCAGAAUACUGUGCAAGACUGUACAAGUUACUAAAUGUUCAAUAAAUGCAGACGAUCUAUA